Messenger RNA from Paraglomus brasilianum, 747 nucleotides. Lineage: Eukaryota; Fungi; Glomeromycota; Glomeromycetes; Paraglomerales; Paraglomeraceae. The record is from the annotation of a GenBank genome assembly.
AUGUCGGAACAUACAGUCAAUGACGUAGACAUAGGGCCUGGAGCAUCUUUGAAACCACCUUCUAUUAAUGAAUGCUUUAUGCCUAAUGAACAGUCUAGCGAUAUAGCAAUUGCAUCAGAUGCUGCAAAGCAAACCAUGGAAGAUAGAACAUUUUCAAAUGAAACUACUAUUAUUGUUGAUGAACAACAGCCUCUCUUAACAGCACAAAGCAGCAGUCAGCAGCACAAUAAUAGUGGUCGGCCUCAAGUGCAAGAAAGAUAUUGUUGUCCUAUUCCAUAUUGUCUACCUUUUGCUUUAAUGUGCUGUCUCAAUACUAUAUACUUCAUCACUGUAGUUGUUGGCUGUAUUCAUUAUGACACAUUUCAUAUUCCCCACGAACAUCCAUAUUACAAAUUUACAUCAAUAUGUAUUUUCGAAACGUGCUUUAGAAUACCAACCAUGUUAAUAUGGCUUGUAAGUGGUCGGAUAUCUCUCGAUACAAUCGUUGACGACUUUGGAUUCUUUUUUGGCGGGUUUGAAUACGUAAUACUGUGUAUCCAGAAACAUUAUAAUGAUGACAACAGCGAGAAGUAUCACCUUAUGACAUUUCUAGUAUUUUAUCUUUGGUGUGGUAUACAUUGUGCUGCUUCUAUAUUUUUUAACCCAGUGCAGCUCACUCAUAUUCUAAUUGCAGCAAAAGAGAGAGGUGAUGCAUUGGCCUAUGGGCUUGCUAUUCCCUUAUUUUUAUCAUGUAAGAGUUACUGGUAG